CGGAAGUACACAAACGCAGGGCGCUCACGUUGCUUUUUAGGAAUGGACACCAUACAUGCUUGUUUCAAAGAGAAAAUCGGUGAAGUGCUUUUACCGGGAGAUGUGUUCUCGUUCAGAUUGCCCGAAUCUGGAGAUGGUAGUAUCAAACCCGAAAAGAUAAUAUGUGGUCCGGGGCUCCGGAGAAACGGAGAGGAAGUUCAAGUUUGUAAAAGUGGAAUUUUGCGCCAUAAACAGCCUAAUAUGUACUGGAUAGACUCUCAGCAGAGACGGUAUGUACCAGCCAAAGGUGAAAGCGUGAUCGGCAUUGUGACAGCAAAGUCUGGAGAUAUCUUUAAAGUGGACGUGGGAGGAAGUGAACAGGCAUCUCUUUCAUACCUGGCUUUUGAGGGAGCAACCAAGAGGAACAGACCUAAUGUGCAGGUUGGAGAUCUGGUGUACGGUCAGUUCACAAUUGCCAAUAAAGAUAUGGAACCCGAGUUGGUUUGUAUAGACAGCUGUGGCAGGGCCAAUGGGAUGGGGGUGUUUGGAGCUGAUGGGCUGCUCUUUAAAGUAUCACUGGGACUUGUGCGAAGACUUCUGGCUCCUCAGAGUGAAAUAAUAAAGGACCUGGAGAAGAUUUUCCCCUUUGAGCUGGUUGUUGGGAUGAAUGGCAGAGUGUGGGUGAAAGCAAAGACUGUUCAGCAGACGCUGAUAGUGACCAAUCUUCUGGAGACAUGUGAGAACAUGACCUCGCAACAGAGACAGACGCUGUUUAAGAGAGUGGCAGAAGGCUCCUUCUAGAGGACAUUUCAGAUACCAAUUUUCCCACAAUACCCCUGGUGGUCGGACAAGCCAAAAUGAUACGUAAUUCAGAUUUUCAAAUCCUCUGGAAAAAGUUGAGAAAUAACUGAAGCUACAAAGGACAUCACUUCCUUUUGUAUUUCCAGAUUGGAAAACAAUGUGGCAGCGAAGAAAAGCAGUCGCCAUUUCUCUUUAAAGGAGUAUGUUUUUUUUUUUUUUUUUUAAAUGCACUUUUGUAUGAGUACAUCUGUAUGAAUAAAAUCCUUGUGAAACUAA
Puntigrus tetrazona (Sumatra barb) is the source of this 1056-nucleotide messenger RNA. It is a transcript of the gene exosc3, whose product is annotated as exosome component 3. Bases 43 to 780 code for a protein of 245 amino acids. Gene Ontology annotation, biological process: poly(A)-dependent snoRNA 3'-end processing; CUT catabolic process; U4 snRNA 3'-end processing. The transcript has 4 exons. Gene Ontology annotation, molecular function: RNA binding. Lineage: Eukaryota; Metazoa; Chordata; Actinopteri; Cypriniformes; Cyprinidae. The record is from RefSeq and is a predicted model, not a curated record. Gene Ontology annotation, cellular component: cytoplasmic exosome (RNase complex); nuclear exosome (RNase complex).